CACACCUAUCGUCAUCUCUUCCAAGAACCCUUCACCAACACAGAGCUCUCUGUAUUAGUUUUAUCUUUACGUCUUGUUAUCUUUUCUCACCUCCAGACCCGUGGCACAAACGCCUGAUAAACAACAGUGCCGCCAGCGUCAGCAUCAUGAACGGCAACAUGUCUUAAGACGUGUAACGUAAAUUUGACAGAGCUUCUAGUAUUUAGUUUGUGUACUAUUUUUUAACGAUGCACGUGUGUUAUGUGUAGAAAAAUAUAAUAUUUUAUAUGUAGAAAAAUCCAGGGAUAUUGUACAACAGUGAGCGGAUGCGUAUGUGUGAUUCUUUUCCGGCUGAAGCGGAAGCGAAGCCUCUCAAGUUACCAGACAUACGUGGGGGGCAUCCCAGUAGAGACCUGACAGGUACUCGGUCAGACAGCGCACAGCCUGUUUCCAAGCCACUGAUGGGGAUUACAUGUCUUCAGGGUAUGGCUUCGACACAAGACCGUGCCUCGGUAGAUUCUCGUCCCUGCCUGCCGGACCUGCCUCACGCCACUCAAUGGGGUAAACUUCACACAAAGCACCUGUACACCCACAACGACGCUAAAUAUUCUUGCGACAAAGAAUCCGAGGAGCUUAGUCUCCCUCCAAUAUUUGGCCAUGGGAUCAAACAUCAGAAGGCCGAAAAUCGGGAGGAAAGAAAUAAAGCUAAGAAAUGACUCUAUUCAAACUUUUCAGCAUAAACUAUAAGUUCUAUCGGUGUCUGUUAGGAAUACGCUGUGUGAGUUUAUACAUGUAAUAUUGGACCUGAAAUUACGCUUCACAUCGAUCAAAAAUGCUCUGUGCGAAUGCAAUUGGUGAUUGUCUGUGAAUUCAUCGGACGCACAGGAUAGAAGGAUUAAAAAAAACUAAAAAAAUCUGAGUAGUAUGGCGUCGUUCACAAGACCGAGUAUGGAUUUUUUUCUUUUUGGCCUCCCUCGAAUAUCAUCUUCGGUGCGGUAUGCAAGGUGUCCACGAGAGAAGACGACAUUUGACCCGAUGCUGGUCAGCACGUGACUGCAGAAGAUACAGAGACAGAGAACGCCAUUCUUAUAGCGACGUACAUUAUCUUCAACCUUAACCGAGAUGUCGCUCCGAUAUUUUGCUGCAGUAAAUAUUAACACCUUUUGAUUUUGUCUGUGAUAAGAUAUCACUCUCUUACAAUGAUAAUUAACACGCACAGGCAAAAUACGGUUUUAGGAGUUAUUUAAGUUUUAGAAUAUAUUUUUGAAAAGAGAAAUAAAUAAUAUGUAUUUUAAAUUAUUACUCUGUCUUCGUUAAAUACACAACACCAAACUUA
Lingula anatina is the source of this 1315-nucleotide messenger RNA. RefSeq lists its product as uncharacterized. Lineage: Eukaryota; Metazoa; Brachiopoda; Lingulata; Lingulida; Lingulidae. The record is from RefSeq and is a predicted model, not a curated record.